Molecule: messenger RNA, 4125 nt
Organism: Trichosurus vulpecula (common brushtail)
Lineage: Eukaryota; Metazoa; Chordata; Mammalia; Diprotodontia; Phalangeridae
Gene: AJM1
Product: apical junction component 1 homolog
Exons: 1
Coding region: 1-3003 (1000 amino acids)
Biological process (GO): cell-cell junction organization
Cellular component (GO): plasma membrane; apical junction complex
Source: RefSeq, a predicted model, not a curated record
AUGACCCGAACGGACCCACCGGAUCUGCUGGUGUCGACCGUAUACCAAGACAUCAAGGUGGCCGCCCCGGGCCCUGCAGCCAGUGGCCCGCCAUGUGAAGGCCCAAUGUCCCGGCCCGCGGCUCCCGAGCCUUUCAACAAGCGCCACUGCCGCAGCUUUGAUUUCCUAGAGGCGCUGGACGGGCCGGCCAUGGAACCCCGCGGUCCCGAACGGCACCAGCAAGAGCCGCCUCCCGUGGCGCCGCGGUACGGACCACCUGGCCCUGAGCCUGCUCGGCCCCGCCACCGCGGAAAGGAUGGGGAACCCAAGCGCCGGGCCCGCUCCAAAAGUGCGCCCAGGGCUAAGACCAACCUGGUGCCAGCGGCCGCGCCUGCCUCACCCCCAGUUCCUAGAAGGGGCCGUGAAGUGCAGAGGGCUCCGCCCCGAGAGCCGCCCUCUCCGAGGCGAGAGCCCACCUACCCAGCUAUGCGUGCGCUGGCCAAUGAACUUCACCCUAUCAAGCUCCAGCCGCAGCGCAGCAGUGCUAACCGCAUUUCGCCCCUCUGCCCUGCCAGCCGCUGCGUUCCUCCACCGGAGGAGCCAGCUCGGGCCCCAGCCCCGGCCCCCCACGUACGCUGCCGCGUAGACAUUAAGCCUGAUGAGGCUGUGCUGCAACAUGCCGCCCGUGGAUCCCGCUCUAUCCCCCCGGCAGAGAGCCAGGCCUGGGCACGUGUGCCCUUGCCCCACCGGGGGCUCACGGUGCCUGGGCCUCGCCAUGUGAUGCUGUCGCGCACGCCCACGCCUAGUGACUCCUACAGCGGGGAGCCACGAGCGUUGUAUUGCGACGGUCCCUUCCCUGGGCCGCCCUCGCGCGACUAUUCUGAACGGGGCUGCCCUCCUUUCGCUGCCCCGCCUGGCCCCACUAAGUUCUUCUAUACAGAGGAGCCCAGCGGCUACCCAACUCUCCCAGCCCAAGCUUUCGACAGCUAUGGCACCCGCCCCUAUCCCGGGCACGGCCUCCAGCCCUACUACUCUGAGGAACCUCAAGGGCCCAGCCCUCCACGAGGCUACUACAUGGAGGACGCCCGUACUUACCCUAUCCAGGAGCCCCCCACUCGUUCCUACUACGGGGAACCCCCCCGUUGCUACGGUCCCCGCUUUGGAGAUGACCCCCGCUACAUCGAGGAUUCUCGAGCCUUCUCUUCUCGCCUUUUCUACACUGAGGACUAUACCAAGUACCGCGAGCGAAAUGCCAUGUCCAGGACUUACCCUUACCCCCGUGGGGGACACCAGUCCUGGGGAGACUGGCAACCCCUCCCCUAUCGCACCCUACAAGUUGCCCCCCUACCGCCUCCAGGCCCCGGGGCCCUGCUAUCCUCUUGGCACGGAGGCACUGGCACCAGCCCGCCUCGGCUGGCCACGGACAGCCGCCACUAUUCUCGCUCGUGGGACAAUAUCCUGGCGCCUGGCCCACGCCGGGAGGACCCUCUGUGCAGAGGCCGCAGUUAUGAAAACCUGCUGGGCCGAGAGCCAAGGGAGUCCCGGGGCCUCUCCCCCGACGGCCGACGGCCUCCGGUCGUGGUCAAUUUGUCCAGCUCUCCCAAGCGGUACGCGGCCUUGUCGCUGUCGGAGACGUCCCUGCAGGAAAAAGGCCGGGCUGGGGAAGGACCGAGCCGCGCCUGGUACGUCACCCCGGAGAUCACCAUCACUGACAACGAUCUGCGGGCUGCGGAGCGUCGGGUCGGGGGCUGGGAACACCUCGGAGGUCGCCCUCCUCCACCGGCCCCUCGCCCCCCGGCUCGUGACGGUCCGGCCUCAGCUCGGCAGCGCAGCCUGGAGCAGCUGGACGAGCUCAUCACCGACCUGGUCAUUGACUCUAAGCCCCCCACAGGUUCCACGCCCCCGGACAGUGACAGUCUGGGCCGCCAGCUGCGCCAACUCCUGAGCGACGGGCAGACCCGGGGGCCACCCGAGCCGGAGCUGGGGCCCGAACCGGAGGCCGUGCCAGAGCCCGGGUCGCCUACCAGCCCGGAUGUCCCACGCCGGGACGAGACGGCCGGCGGCUCCCCGGAGCUGAGCGCAGACGAGGACGACCUCAUGACGUGCUCCAAUGCCAAGUGCCGCCGCACCGAAACCAUGUUCAACGCCUGCCUCUACUUCAAGUCCUGCCACAGCUGCUACACCUACUACUGCUCGCGACACUGCCGCCGGGAGGACUGGGACGUGCACAAGGCCAGCUGCGUCUACGGCCGAGUGGGCAGCGUGUGCCGCCACGUGCUGCAAUUCUGCCGCGAGAGCCCGCCAGUGCACCGCGCCUUCUCGCGCAUAGCGCGCGUGGGCUUCCUGUCGCGCGGCCGUGGGGUCCUCUUCCUGGGCUUUCCCAGCCCGGGUUCUGCAGAAAACUUCCUGCAGUUUGGCCUGGAAAGCCUGUUGAUGUCGCCCACUUAUUUGUCCCUGCGCGAGCUGGGCGGCUACGCGGACCCGCUGGGCGGCUAUGGACAAGAGCUACAGGCGGCCGGGCGCCAGUACGAGCCGGCCGAGUGCUUCUUGCUCAACGUGACCGUGGCCGUGGGACCCGACGUGCCGGCACGGCCGUCGCCCAAGAGCCCGGUGCCCACUGUGCGCAAGUUCGCUAAGGUGGCUCUGGCGACGCCCGGGAGUCCCGAGCGACGACGGCGCGCACCUCGACGCGAGCCCGAAAUGGAAACGCUGAUCUUGACGCCACCGCCCGGCACGGCGGGCCUGGGCCAGGAAGGCGAGGCCGGCCGGCGAGCGCGCGAGGUGGCCUUCAUCCACAUCCAGCGCGAGCUGCGUCUGCGCGGGGUCUUCCUGCGCCACGAGUACCCGCGCAUCUAUGAGCAACUCUGCGAGUACGUGGAGGCCAACCGGCGCUUCACUCCCACCACCAUCUACCCCACGGACCGCCGCACUGGCCGCCCUUUCAUGUGCAUGAUCAUGGCCGCCUCCGAGCCCCGAGCCCUAGAUUGGGUGGCCAGUGCCAACCUGCUCGAUGACAUCAUGUGACACCCCCCUUUCUCCUCUCUCUCUCUCUCUCUCUCUCACACACACACACACACACACACACACCCUCUCCUAGGAGCAUUAGGUUUUGGACGCGUGUCUCCAACCGCCUUGGAUUCCCAACUGCCUUUCUACAUUGGGUCUCGCACCCAAAGGCCUCUCCUAGCCUAGACAGUCCCACAUCCCGACCAAACCCUGGUUGUGGCCCCGCCCUCAAUGAGCCCUUCUUGCCUUUGGCCCCGCCUCCGGCUGCCUCUUCCCGCCCCCAAUUUCCCCCCUCCUGGCUGUGGCCUCGCCCCUAACCUCUCCCACUGGGUGUGGUGGCCCAGCCCUCAACCUCUCAUCCCAACAGGGCCCUGCCGCAACUACUCUUCUCUUGGUUUUGCCUUCUCCCCACCUCCUGAACUUGGUGUUCUCGUCAGUUGACCCUCUUUCCACCCUCCUGUGCUUUCAGGUACACUGAUGGUGUAGAGGUUGCCCUGCGGCUUGUCCGGCUUUUUCCUUCCGAGGAAAGUGUGUAUGUGGGAGUGCAGAGGGUCCUUGGUUUGGAACAAUGUGGGGAAAGUACACUGGCCCAGGCCACAGUGUCUGCACAUCACUCUUUCCUACUCCCAGGCCACUCUCUACUCUUUGCCUUCUCCAAUCUCUGCGGGUCAUCACCACUCCUAACAAAAAGAGAAACUGAGUCCCUUGCCUGGGAUGUAAAGGGUCACAGGCCCAGGGUGAGAAAUUUGUUCCUUCCUUCUUUCCCCCAUCCCCACCUAAAGGUGCUUUUUCAUGCCCACUCAUCAUCCCUGUUCUGAACUUCUUUGUUAACCAAAGCUACCUUUUAGUCACUUUAAAUACCCUUAUCCUACUCAGGUCAUUCCCAAGUAGGAUUUGGGGAGAGGCCUCCAGUUUCCUUCAAAUUGAAAAGAUAUAUACUAAGUCCCUGCCUUUUCUCCUCUCUGCUCUCUACCCCAUUCCCUUAGAAAGAUAGCCCACCUCAGCUAGACUCCAAAACUGGACUUUCAAUCAUAAAGAUCAGAACUAGGGGAAGGGGUGCAGGGGAAGGAUGGUGCUAGGCAGGAUGGUAAGAAAUCGAGAACUUCCAUGUCAGUAGAGGAUCUGGAUGCACAAGUUCUG